AUGCCUCCGACUAAUAUCGCUCUCCAGGAGCUCUCUGAAUCAGUCUUUUGGCUUGUAUUCACCAUUUGGCUCGGAUCCGUAACCUUCGUCGUUGCCCAUUGGAUUGUCAGAGUAGGUCAAGCAGCCGUCAUUUAUCACAUUGCUAAGAUCCUUUACUACUAUCACUACCAGGAAGACACAUUCUUCCAUUCUCUCGCACAAAUUCUUUCGCUUCGUUUUGACCCAAAGAGCUUCUUCUUCCUCAGUGCCCUCGUUUCUAUUAUCUACCAAUCCACCAAGGAAAUCGUCUUGCUUUUCCACGAGAAAAUCCUUCACACGCCACACUUGACUAUUUCUUGUGGCUGUGAACUUUGUCCGCCAGAAGCAAUUAGCACCAUGCAGAGUCCUCGUCUCACCCCAUCCCCCUCCCCUCCGCGGUCAAGCGGUGUUCACUGGGAACUUCCUAGCCUUUCCAACUCUGGCAGUGAAACACUGGCCUGCGCCAACGAGUUUUCCACAUCUUACUUAAGCCAGAGCAGUCGGCAUCCAUGGGGUGUAAUCGACUAUCACAUUUACCUGACCCACGCAGAGAAAAACCGCGACAAACAGCAUCGCUUGAGGGAAUGUUAUCUCGUCGAACAAGAUGGCAUCAACAACGUCAUCUUACAAAAUAACAUGAGUCUCAGCAAUGUCGCCCACAACACAAACCCUACAAUCCUCUUCAUGAAUCUUCCCAUUCCAUGCCACAACCGCCACAGCAAACUAAUCCUAGGAUUUGACCCAAUCACUCAGAAUCUUCUAGGAUAUCUCUUUGAAACGGACUCUCCGAUCGAAGACUAUGGCGACCUGUGGUUUAACUGGAAACGGAACGUUGGACAACUCGUCAUCGACCUCCCGGUCGAGAGAUUUCUGGAGAUCGUUCAGGAAACUCUUACCACGAAUAUUGAGGUGCUAGAGAUUGGGAUCUUGCAUCACUAUGCCGCGACGACAAAGGCACUCCCUGCUGGUAUAGACAUGAUGGUCGUCAUCCAACUUUUGCAAUUCAUCGAUGACUUUGCGGAUAUGAUCUGGGUUGAUGGCAGUAAGAUGAGAGAAGAAUAUGGUGAGUGCCAGAAAACUUUGCGAGACAUCGUUCUCACUGGAUCGAGGCAGGCUUGGUUCUCUGUCCGAGAUGGUACGGGUACUAGUACUAUUGAAGAAUUUCGCCAAGAGAGCCUGCGGAAGGUUGCUGGCGCGGCUUUAUGGUACGGGCAAAGUGUCGUGGAUCUGCGAGAUCAGGCAGCGAAAUUUGGCUCUCAAUUCUCUCAACCCCGCGUUAAGACCUUUAAUGACCGUUUAGCAUACUCCGAGCUCGGGAUGGCUUCGAUGGAUUCCAUUCAUUCGAGAGGUUCAGAAGAUGAGUAUGUUUGGAUUGAUGCCUCUCAAGCAGGAGAUCCAGCAACCAGUAUUGCUCCGAUGGAUUUCUUUCAUUGGACAGGCAUUGAAAAUGGAAGCGGCUAG
Penicillium soppii is the source of this 1479-nucleotide messenger RNA. RefSeq lists its product as uncharacterized. The transcript has 3 exons. Lineage: Eukaryota; Fungi; Ascomycota; Eurotiomycetes; Eurotiales; Aspergillaceae. The coding region runs from base 1 to 1479 and encodes 492 amino acids. The record is from RefSeq and is a predicted model, not a curated record.